Molecule: messenger RNA, 1237 nt
Organism: Chanos chanos (milkfish)
Lineage: Eukaryota; Metazoa; Chordata; Actinopteri; Gonorynchiformes; Chanidae
Gene: sash3
Product: SAM and SH3 domain containing 3
Exons: 8
Coding region: 14-1174 (386 amino acids)
Molecular function (GO): protein binding
Source: RefSeq, a predicted model, not a curated record
CCUGCAGAGCAACAUGUUACGCCGAAAACCCUCCAAUGCCUCGGAGAAAGAUCCAGCUCCGGUCCAGAAGAAGAAGCUCACCCUGCAAAGGUCCGGCAGCUUCAAGGACUUCAUGAAACCCAAACCAUCCUCUCCUGUAGUGGAAACUGAGCCUACCAUAGAUGAAUCGGCACAAGAGGGUACAGCCCAGGAGGAUUCUGGGAAGAGCAGUGGAAAACUAGGAAAAAAAUGGCGAAACGUCAUCUCACGAACGAUGACCCGAAAAACUUCCAAGAUGGUACAAAAAGUUCUCGCUGAAGAGAAUGACAGCGGGGAGGACGGUUCCAUGUCCCCCAUGUCUAACGACUGGAUCCCAGACCUGACUGCUGGGAACCGGACAUCUGUGUGUUCAACAGGAUCAGAAGAGACUUUACACAGCCCACUGUCCCGCCAGCUCUCCAGCUGUGGGGACAGGCAGAGUUUGGACAGCGGUUUCAGUCAGAGAGACAGUAUGAGACUGGAGGACAGUAAUUACACAGGCCCGUUCUGUGGACGAGCGCAAGUCCACACAGACUUUACACCCAGCCCGUAUGAUGUGGAUUCCCUCAAACUCCAGAAAGGGGACAUCAUUCAGAUUAUUGAGAAGCCUCCAGUGGGUACGUGGACGGGUAAACUGGGUAACAAAGUGGGUUCUUUCAAGUUCAUCUACGUCACCAUACUACCAGAUGAGGACACACCGCCAAAGAGGAAGAGGUGCCAGAGCCAAGCCAACCGCAAAUCACUCAAACCCAAAACUCUGGAGGAGGUUCUGGAGAGCAUUGGCCUAACAGAUCUUGGCCCUUUGUUGUCCAUGCAUGGUUUUCAGACUCUAGAGGACUUUGCUGGUCUGAAAGAAUCCCACCUUAACGAGCUAAACAUCACUGACCCUGAGCAACGGAGCAAGAUACUGACUGCCGCAGAACUGCUGCAUGACUCGGAGGGAGAGUGCGAGGACGAGGGAGAGGAGAAGGCUGAGGAAAGGGUGGAAGCGCCCAGAGACUCUGGUUGUUACGAGAGCACGGAAAACCUGGCCAACGGGCGCGACGAGCCUGACUCUGCACCUCAGAGUGAAAUGGAGAACAUUCCAGAAACAGAGACUGAAGUAAGUGCCACUCAGGAGCAACUUCAGAACCUUACUGUGGAGGAGGAAUCCUGAGAGCCCUGCAGGGAUGAGCUUCCGGACACCUCCCAGAAUACAGUCCUCUGGGACUCCUAUGAG